Molecule: messenger RNA, 919 nt
Organism: Prunus dulcis (almond)
Lineage: Eukaryota; Viridiplantae; Streptophyta; Magnoliopsida; Rosales; Rosaceae
Exons: 1
Coding region: 66-767 (233 amino acids)
Source: RefSeq, a predicted model, not a curated record
AAUGCUUGCACCACAAACGCAAACGAAAAUUGUUCUUGAUUUCUUUAGCCGCCGCGACGCCAUUGAUGGAAGCAGACGAAGUAAUGGAGCUCUAUGAUUCUUACUGGUUUCAGCUCGGAAUCUUCGAAAAGCAACCAAAUUCAGCAAACCCAUCAAGGAUUGAAGCAGACCCAGUUCUUGAAAUUGAAGAAGAACCAUCAAAACCAGAGCUUUUACGCAUCCCGACCCUCCUCCAUACCAGGUCCAUGAGCGACGAAUUGAGCUCCAAAACAAGCUUCAACUUCAGCUUCUGUCCCUCACCAGACUCAGUCCUCCACAGACCAAAGCUCUCCACCAUUCUUUCUGGCAAGGAAGCCACAGAAGUUGAAACCCCAAUACAGAGACAUGUCGAAGAGUCGCCAAAGAACAUUACAAGACGGAGGAGGAAGAAGAAGAAGGGUGAGAGCAAGAGCUUGACAGACCUUCAAUUUGAAGAGCUAAAAGGGUUUAUGGAUCUUGGUUUUGUUUUCUCAGAGGAAGACAAAGAAGAUUCAAACUUGGCUUCAAUCAUUCCUGGGCUGCAAAGAUUAGGGAAGGACGGCCAAGAUGAGGUCUUUGAUGAGUCUGCAAUUCCAAGGCCUUACCUUUCUGAAGCUUGGAAGGUGAGGGAUCAAAGAAAGAGAGAGAAGCCAUUGAUGAAUUGGAGGUUUCCUGCGUUGGGCAAUGAAAUUGACAUGAAAGACAAUCUCAGAUGGUGGGCUCACACAGUUGCUUCCACAGUUAGAUGACGAAUACUCUGCUUCUAAGGUUUCUUUCCUUUUUUUCUUUUUGGGUUUUGAUUCAAUUUCUCUUUCAGUUCUGUAUACAGAAGAUUCAGGUCAAUCAAUAUUGUUUUACAAUCUUGUAAGUGUAAAUAAAGGUAGAAUUUUUUUCAUGAUCA